Molecule: messenger RNA, 1818 nt
Organism: Eremothecium gossypii ATCC 10895
Lineage: Eukaryota; Fungi; Ascomycota; Saccharomycetes; Saccharomycetales; Saccharomycetaceae
Product: 2-isopropylmalate synthase
Exons: 1
Coding region: 1-1818 (605 amino acids)
Biological process (GO): L-leucine biosynthetic process
Cellular component (GO): mitochondrion
Molecular function (GO): 2-isopropylmalate synthase activity
Source: RefSeq, marked provisional
AUGUUCAGACAUACGCUAAUUAGGCUAGCGAUUGGCGCUGGGCGUUCAGUCACGCCGCAUAAACCCACAUACCGCAAUAUGCUACGGGACCCAUCAAAAAAGUACAAGGCACCACUUAAGGUGCCGCUCGCCAGACGCGACUGGCCGGGGAAGACCAUUAGCAGGGCUCCUCGCUGGCUCUCAACAGAUCUGCGCGAUGGCAACCAGGCGCUUUCUGAUCCGAUGUCGCUGGAGCAGAAGAAGGCGUUUUUCCACAAGCUGAUCGAGAUUGGGUUCAAGGAAAUCGAAGUCGCGUUCCCGUCGGCGUCGCAGACCGACUUUGACUUCACACGCUACGCCGUAGAGAACGCGCCGGACGACGUGAGCAUCCAGUGUCUGGUGCAGUCGCGAGAGCACCUGAUCAGGCGCACUGUGGAGGCGCUGCGGGGCGCGCGGCGGGCCACGGUCCACACGUAUCUGGCGACGUCUGACAUGUUCCGCGAGAUCGUGUUCAACAUGACGCGCGAGGAGGCCAUUACCAAGGCGGUGGAGGCUACGCGGCUGGUGCGGAGCCUCACCAAGGACGACCCCGCACAGCAGAGCACCCGGUGGACGUACGAGUUCUCCCCUGAGUGCUUUUCGGAAACUCCGGUCGAAUACGCCGUGGAGGUCUGCGAGGCAGUCAAGGCCGCCUGGGAGCCUACGGAGGACAACCCCAUCAUCUUCAACUUGCCGGCUACUGUGGAGGUUGCCUCUCCGAAUGUAUAUGCCGACCAGAUUGAGUACUUCUGCAAGCACAUCAGUGAGCGCGAAAAGGUUUGCGUCUCGAUGCACACACACAAUGACCGCGGAUGUGCCGUCGCCGCGACUGAGCUGGGCCUCCUGGCCGGCGCGGACCGCGUCGAGGGCUGCUUAUUCGGCAGUGGGGAGCGUACGGGCAACGUGGACUUGGUGACAGUCGCGCUCAACAUGUACACGCAUGGAAUCUCUCCGGAGUUGGAUUUCUCGGACAUCCCAGACGUUACCAGGGUUGUCGAGCGCUGUAACAAGAUUCAAGUCCACCCACGAACCCCGUACGGUGGCGAUCUCGUGGUAUGCGCAUUCUCUGGCUCCCACCAGGACGCCAUCAAGAAGGGGUUCGCCUACCGCGAUCGCGCACGCGAACCGCACUGGCGCAUGCCAUACCUCCCACUCGACCCAGCAGACGUCGGCCGCGACUACGAGGCUGUCAUCCGCGUCAAUUCACAGUCUGGCAAGGGCGGCGCGGCCUGGAUCAUCCAGAAGACGCUCGGACUCGACAUGCCGCGCGACAUGCAGACGCGCUUUUCCACCAUCGUCCAGGAUGCUGCAGACAGCGCAGGCCGUGAACUGCAGGCCGCGGAGAUUGCAGCCCUCUUCUCGCAAACCUACAACUACGACAAGCGCCUCUCGCAUCUGGAGCUUCUUGACUAUGACAUCACCAGGCACAGUCCGGAGCGUCGCGAACUGCGCGGCAUUGCCCGUGCUGGCGGCCGGCAGUUCGCGCUUUCAGGCUUCGGUAACGGGCCGGUCUCUGCGUUUGUCGAUGCCCUCAACAACCACCUGCACUCGGACCUCAGCGUCGCGCAGUAUGCCGAACACUCCUUAGGCUCCGGCUCCUCCACCCGCGCUGCUGCGUUCAUCCUACUCUCGUUUACAGGGCCUGACGGUCGGCGGGCUUCGCGCUGGGGCGUUGGCGUCUCGGAAGAUGUGGCAGAUGCCUCCACCGAGGCGGUAGUCGCCGCGGCAAACUGCAUCUUGGAAGCUGGUGGCCUGCAACUGCCGAAGCAAGUACGGGACACAAUUUCAGCUCAGAACUAG